ACGUUUAUCCUUCCAGUGGAUACGCGGCGAUAGCAUAGAUUCAACUGAACCGGAGAUCAGUACGAUUGCGACGCCACCGAGGUUCGUUCCGUCAUUCCCACCUUUUUGCCUGCCUUGCCUUCAUUUCGAUUUUGACGCCUCCCUGCUAUUCCUUCACUGAGCAGCUGUUCGUGCAGCAAUUGUAAGUCUAUGACACACCCACAUGAAAUUUCGCGAUUUCUAAGACCCAUUUGAGUUGACGAAUCUGAAAUUCUUGUUUCUGUUCCAAUAUUGUAAUUUUUGGGAAAACCAAUUAUGGGUUUGGGUCUGUCGGGCUUGAUAGCAUUCAAGGCAACAGCUUGGUUCUUGAUGUUUAUACUCGUUAGGAGACUUGGUUUCACCCUGUUAGGAGUUCCAUGUUUGUAUGCUUCCCUGGUAUCCUUGUUGGUCUCCAUAGCUUCCCUCCCAGUCAUCAAUCUCCCCAUGCUUCUGGGGAAAAGGCCAGAUGGGACUUUCCCUAUCUGGUCUCUUAUUAUGUUUGGUCCAUACCUAUACUAUGUUAGAUUUUUCUCUAUAUUGAGAAGAUUGAAAAGUGGGGAGGAACCUUAUACUGAAAUAUGUGAGGGUGUUUAUGUUGGUGGGUGGCCACGUUCACCUUCCACCAUGCCACCCGGUAACCCUGCUGUUAUCGAUUGUACUUGUGAAUUCCCAAGAGAAAUGAAGGGGCAAGGCUACCUCUGCAUCCCCACUUGGGACACUCGGGCACCUCAGCCGGGGGAGAUUGAAUCAGCUGUCAAGUGGGCUUGUAGAAAGAGAGCUCAGAAUCAGCCAGUUUUCAUCCACUGUGCUUAUGGUCAUGGGAGGAGUGUAGCUGUGAUGUGUGCAGUCUUACUGGAACUAGGGAUUGUAGAAGACUGGAAAAAGGCGGAGAAGCUCAUCCGAGAAAAACGACCUUACAUUCGAAUGAAUUCUCUCCACCACAAAGCUUUAGAGGAAUGGUCAAAACAUCGGCUCUCUUCACCAACAAGGAAGAAAGAAACAAAUGCAAGCUAUGCUGGCCUGUCAAGCACUCCUGCACGCACGAGAUCUGAGAGGCAGGGAAAAUAACAUUAGUUUGAUAAUUAACAUGAACUCGUUUUCAAAGAUUGUAACUAAUUUUUAUAAAUUUCUUAGAAGGGAACAUCAUCCCUUCCUAUUAAAACUGUUGUCAUUUGAAGGGCAACAAUACAGUGUGAGCUUUUAUUGAAUUUUUUUGUAGCAACAUAUUUUCCUUAGUGCUAUCCAUUCACAAAACAUUAAGUAAGGAAUUUCUUAUGUAAUUCCAUUGCAAGCAGAAACUUAAAUCCAACAGAAAGGUAAGAAAUAAGUGUGUUAUUU
Rubroshorea leprosula is the source of this 1356-nucleotide messenger RNA. The record is from the annotation of a GenBank genome assembly. NCBI's taxonomy places the organism in Eukaryota, Viridiplantae, Streptophyta, Magnoliopsida, Malvales, Dipterocarpaceae.